This is a messenger RNA of Osmia bicornis bicornis, 4743 nucleotides long. RefSeq names its product aromatic-L-amino-acid decarboxylase (gene Ddc). Bases 119 to 1561 code for a protein of 480 amino acids. The transcript is spliced from 11 exons. The record is from RefSeq and is a predicted model, not a curated record. Gene Ontology annotation, molecular function: aromatic-L-amino-acid decarboxylase activity; pyridoxal phosphate binding. Gene Ontology annotation, biological process: amino acid metabolic process; catecholamine metabolic process; serotonin biosynthetic process. Lineage: Eukaryota; Metazoa; Arthropoda; Insecta; Hymenoptera; Megachilidae.
CGGACAUUCGCGGUUCGUGCACAUCACUCGUUCAUAGCUGCUCAAUCACCAACCGGAUCCACGUGGAUACCACAACUGUCAAGCGAUAACACCGCUACUAUAAUCUUGGAAACGUAACAUGGAUCCCGACGGUUUCAAGGAUUUCGCCAAGGAAAUGGCGGAAUAUAUUGUUAAUUAUCUGGAGAAUAUCAGGGACAGGAAAGUAUUACCAACAGUGGAACCAGGUUACAUGAAGCCUCUCUUGCCAGCUGAGGCUCCACAAACUCCAGAAAGUUGGAAAGAUAUAAUGGCAGACAUUGAAAGAGUAAUCAUGCCAGGAGUAACUCAUUGGCAUAGUCCAAAAUUCCACGCCUAUUUUCCUACAGCUCAAUCGUACCCAGCAAUUGUUGCUGAUAUGCUUAGCGGUGCUAUCGCUUGCAUUGGAUUCACUUGGAUCGCGAGCCCUGCUUGUACAGAAUUGGAAGUGAUAAUGCUGGACUGGUUGGGAAAAAUGUUAGAUUUACCUAACGAGUUUCUAGCUUGCAGCGGUGGAAAAGGAGGUGGUGUUAUACAGGGAACUGCAAGUGAAGCAACUUUAGUAGCACUUCUCGGUGCCAAGGCUAGAAAAAUAAGGCAGGUCAAGGAACAACAUCCUGAAUGGACAGACAACGAAAUAGUGGGAAAACUAGUCGCUUAUAGUUCCUGUCAGGCUCACAGUUCUGUAGAACGAGCUGGCCUUCUAGGAGGCGUGAAAUUUCGAUCCUUAGAAGUUGAUUCUAAAUACAAACUUCGUGGUGAAACACUCGCAGAAGCGAUUCGGAAGGACAGAGAACAAGGAUCAAUUCCAUUCUACGCUGUUGCAACGUUAGGGACAACUUGCUCCUGUGCAUUCGAUCGCCUUGAUGAAAUGGGGGUUGUUGCAAAUCGCGAGAAUAUUUGGUUGCACGUGGAUGCUGCUUAUGCUGGUUCCGCUUUUAUUUGCCCGGAAUUUCGACAUUUAAUGAAUGGUAUUCAGUUAGCUGACUCUUUCAAUUUCAAUCCACACAAAUGGAUGUUGGUGAACUUUGAUUGUUCAACCAUGUGGUUAAAAGAUCCGACUUAUGUUAUUAAUGCAUUCAACGUUGACCCGUUGUACCUGAAACAUGACAUGCAAGGAUCUGCCCCAGAUUAUAGGCAUUGGCAAAUUCCAUUGGGACGUAGAUUUAGAGCGUUGAAAUUGUGGUUCGUUUUGAGAAUUUAUGGGGUAGAGAAUCUCCAACAAUAUAUCAGGACUCACGUCGCCCAGGCUCAUGAAUUCGAGGCACUGGUCCUUUCAGACCCACGAUUCGAGAUUGUGGCUGAAGUGGUAUUAGGACUCGUCUGCUUCCGGUUGAAGGGAUCGAACGACCUGAACGAGAAUCUGUUAAAGAAAAUCAACGCUACUAAAAACAUUCAUCUUGUGCCAUCCAAAAUAAAUGAUACGUAUUUCCUGCGGUUUGCAAUUUGCUCACGAUUUAGCGAGAGCAAGGAUAUCCAGAAUUCCUGGAAGGAAAUAAAACUCAGGGCUGAUGAAGUCCUCGAGGAGCAAUCGGUUUCUAAGUGAUGGCGGGCUCAGAUAGCUCGUGGUUGCAGAUCCUUGGCACCUGCAACCUGCAAUCAAUCUUAGCUUUUAGUUCUUUUCUUGUCUUAAGUAGACCUGGAAGAACCAGUGGAUGAUUUAAAUGUGCUGAUCUGUCUUACGUAUUUCACAAUUUUAAAUUAAUUACAAAAUUUAUACACUACUUACUUUUUAUGUUUAUAACAGGUAAGGAAAUUUUAAUUUAUUAAAAAUAUUUUUUUGCGCUACGACAUUAUAGCAAAUAUAGUUAGUGUCAAAGAAUUAUUUAAAGAAUCUGAUUACUGAAAAAUCUAAACAUUUUUCAGAGCUUGUAAAAUUAAUUUAUAUGGAUGUAUUAACCCUCGAACGACUGUUACCAGGUCACUCAUGAUCCAUUCCUAAGAAUGCGUGAAUUAGAAUUAGAAACAUUUCAAACGAAAGACUUUCAAACAUUGGAAAAAUGCUAAUUAAAAAGAUAGUAUAACGUUUAAAAAGUAACAAUUUCAAACGAAUUUAAAUUCUAAAUUAUGCUUUGGGUGGGAGAAGACCUGAUAUGUUAUUUGAGGAUUAAUCAGUACCAGAUUCUCAAAUAAAAAUUAUUUAUUAGGUAAUUAGUAAGAUUUGGAAAUACGCUGGACAUGUCCCGUGUGUACGUAAAAUGCCAAAGAUCGUUCUUCAGAUGCCGUUUUACGCAAAGAAGCACAUAACUCGGCGUAAACGCAGUAUUACUGUCACCUUGUGCUACUUUUUCCGAUAGCUAGCCAACGUUCUUCAGAUCCUUUAAAUCGCUUUCUUCCAUCGUUGAACGACACUUACACUGUGCAUCUUUUGCAACACUGUUACAUAGUUGUUGGCACACGUGCAACUUGUAAAAAUAUUGUUGGGUUUUCUAUCAAAGAAACAGAAUCUUAUCUUGUAUAAAUUGAAUAAGUUAAUAAUAUAAAUCCAAUAUAAUUUUUGCAUUUGCUUGAUAAAUUAUGAAAAAUACAUGGUGUUAUACAGGGUGUUCCACACUUUUCUGAUUAAAAGUCAGUUCAUUCUAUAAGUAUAAAGAAGAAAAUAAAAUGUUAUUGGAUCAUUGAGUAUGAAAUUUGACUAAUUUUUUUGACAAGCAAAUUUAAGAUUGAACGAUCGGGGUCGAAUCAUGAUCGGAUUGGGAUCGGGUCGGGAAUCUUUACAAUUUUGUUCGGGUACCCGCAAUUUUGGUACUCGAACUCGCUUUAGGUGAAUCACCAUCAUCCGACUCAACCCGAUCUGGGCUCGGGUUCCCGAAUUUUCGUUCAGUAUGUGUCGUUACAUUUAAUCUGUUUAUGCCAGCUGUCUACAAAUUUGAGGUCAUUGAAGGUAUUAAAUGUAACACCGUUUAUGGCUUCUAUGAGAGUGGAUAUCCACUACAGCAGUGUUUCCCAACCUUUUUUGUGCCGUGCCCCACUUAAGCCUUUCUAAAAUUCUUAUACCCCCUAUGUAACGUAAACAUAAUUUUUAAUAUUCAAAAAUUGAAUUGUUCACUGAAGAAACUUAAAUGGUAGGUUUUACAAAGAAAUCACUAGGAAGUUGUUGAGGAAACACAGUAAGUAAAUUUUGAAAACAUAAAAUGGAGAACCGAAAUUCAAGUACGAAAUAAUUUUAAUGAAAGAUUUUUCUAUAUUAUUUUAAUUAUUAGUAAUUAUGGACGUUUACCCAGCUUGAGUAGCGACUGAGAGUCGCCAUACGAUUAACUUAAACUCUGGACGAGUCCAUCUUCGAAUUGCCCCCCUUAACAAUCAAAUUGCCCCCCUGUGGGGCGUGGACCUCGUGUUGGGAAACGCUGCACUAGAGAGUUAAACUCGCGCAAGAAGCUGUUAAGAACAUUUAUCGUAAGUGGACACUGUGCCUAUCUAGAAUUAUAUUUGAGAAUUUCAAUUUAUAAACACUACAAAUUUAUUAAAUCUUGAAUAGUAAUUAUAUAUGACAUGGAGCGUCAAAGUUUUAACAGUAUCAAUGACACAAAAACAAAUGCUUUUGGUAUUACACCUUCUUAGCUGCCGUUUUGAAUUUGAGUAUUUUCCCGCGCUUCUGUGAAUUUGAAAAGUGGUCCAAGAAUAUGAUAACGAUAACGAUGAAUUCAAUAAUUGAAAUUACUGUAACUUUUAAAAAAUGAAUCUUCAAUUUAAAAAACAGAAGGCUCCGAACAAAUUUGUGCAUCUAAUAUAAUACAUAGAUAUAUGAAUCUUUUCUUUGCCUUUGGAAAAUAAAAUCUAAACAGUAUGAUGACCGAAAUGAAUAAUCUAAAAUAUAUUAGGUUUUAACUAAAAAAACAAUACCGCUUUGCAUGUUACAUUUCUUAUUUAUGUUCAUUGAAUUUACAGACAUAGUAUGACUGAAAAAACUGAGAUACCCUGUAUAUAUCAUCACAAUAAUGUACCCUUGUUGAACACAUAUAAUGUUAGUGUAGAUAUCAAUUGCAAUACGAGAAACGAAUUAACAUGAACGCUGUUGUUGAAUUAAAUCGCGUUGUAAGCAAUGCGCUGAAUGCAUUUUCCGCGACAUUGUUUAAUAAAUGUAGAUUCAAAUAUAGUUUUGUUAAAAGGAACUCUAAAUUGACUAUAGUUGUGAAUAUAUCAUUAACAGUUGCGUAUAUUUUAAAAGAAAACAUAAUAAUAAAAGUAUUUUUUACUUCUGUAACAAAAUGCAGUUUCUAUAGUUUCCUUAUUUUCAGCAUAUUUUGUACAGAGAAUUAUACAAAUUAGGAAUAUAUAAUUUUAUUUUCCACUUUAAUACUUUGCGACAUUUUAAUGGAAAUUUAAUUAUUUGCAAAAUAUUCUGUUAAAAUGUGUUUAGCUAAAAGUAGGUUAACUAAUUAUAAAAUUGUUCCGUGAUGCAAUAUGUAUAUGAAAAACAAUACUGUAUAAAAUAUUGUUUAAUAAGUCUGUAUAUUAAACAGCAAACAAAGUUAUAUGCAUAAUAAUGAGCUAUAAAAUAUUGAAUAACUGAUUGAUUAAAUUUAAAUUAAAUUAUAUUAAAGUAUUACAUAUUUCUUUUACAUAAAAUAAUGAUAAUGAAAUUAUUUAAUUAAUGGAAUAUUAUAGAUUUCAAUUCAAUAUUGCAGUUCUAAAAAUAAAUACUCAUCUAAUGUGUAUUAAUUGUUAAAGAGUACGUAGCAUAUUUAUGUUGUAAAUAAGUUAUAAUAAUCAUAAAUAUGUAGUAUA